AUGUCUCUUCGGUGCCGGGUGCAAGAUACCUACCGAUGCGACCAGCUCGUAAGCCACUGGAAUCCAUCGCGCGUGUCAGAUUUCAAUGCCGAACCAGACGGAAAACGGGGAACGGCAAUCGGAAUACCGUCGUUUAUUAGUUCCCCGACUUUUCACUAUGGCUCGUCAGGCAAGGGUGUAGGGAGACCGGACAAAAGCUUUGUUCCGAACCUUGACAUGCAUGUGCAGCAUAACUCUUGUCCACAUACAUCCUUCGACGUCACCAAUUUGGAAGCUGAUUCGAGAAACCCUCACUUUGUAUUGAUGCUUGUCCGGAGUGUACCGGAUUGA
This is a messenger RNA of Pochonia chlamydosporia 170, 330 nucleotides long. RefSeq lists its product as hypothetical. The transcript has a single exon. NCBI's taxonomy places the organism in Eukaryota, Fungi, Ascomycota, Sordariomycetes, Hypocreales, Clavicipitaceae. The record is from RefSeq and is a predicted model, not a curated record. The coding region runs from base 1 to 330 and encodes 109 amino acids.